UAGUUUGACACUUUUCCCACACGUGUUAGCUUCUUUUUAGCUCAAGAUAUGUUACUAUUUCAAUAUUGCUGCCUUUAUUAGUGCAAUAACGGUUGUUCUAUUUGAUUCGUUUAGUGAUUGCUAGCCAUUUAGUUGAAUGUGUGCUUCUAACACCGGCGUUGUGACACAACUGACAGUUAUUGAUUACAAACUCAUGCAGACUUCCUCAUGUUUUUUUUAUGUUGGUAUGGCUCCAGCUGCAUGGCACCAGCCUCCACUUAAUCCUCUUAGACUGUUUAGAAGUCUGUUGACAGCAGCUCUUUCUCUAAUUUAGGUCUUGUGGCUCCAUUACAGCACAUCUGUGCAAAUCCGAGACAAACACCCUCCUGAAUGCCAUUGCAUUAUUUCUUCUGAGUUCAGUUCAUUCUUGCAUGUUGUCUCUGUGUGUUCUUCGGAUGUUUCCAGGCUGCUUUGAGGUCCGAGUUGAUGGUGAGCCUGUGAUGCAGACUGCUGGGACGAUGGCUGCAGCUAAGAAGGGUUGUGCCAAGGCGGCGGGAGGCGUUCGCUUCUCUGAGAAAACUCCAGAGGCUGGCGCCCCGUCGCAUGUCCACUUUGAUGACAAGCUGCAUGACUCUGUUGUCAUGGUAACCACAGAGGAUGACGGCAACUUCUUGGUUAAGGUGGGCUUCCUGAAGACGCAGCACCGCUAUGAAAUCACAUUCACCCUGCCAGAAAUCCCGGCCCUUGGCAAGGAUGUGUGUCCAGCGCCGCUAGCGAGCCCCCACCUCCGGAUCAUUGACAUCUCUCCCGCUCCCGAGGGAGGUGUGAAGGUGACAUGUGAGUACCUGGCCCAGCAGGAGGGGGUGCUGUAUGAGGAGGUGCAGCUGCUGAGCGAGGACAACCAAGACGUGUGUGUCAAGGUCAAGGUUCAUGCCAGAGUCAUGGACCGCCAUCAUGGCACGCCCAUGCUGCUGGAGGGAGUCCGCUGCAUAGGGGUAGAGCUCGAGUAUGAUUCUGAACAGAGCGACUGGCAGGGGUUUGACUGAUUUCCACACACGCUCACACACACACUCUCUCUCUCACUCAGUCACUCAUGCACACAGACCAGUCCAGUAUUUUGCAUUCUUUAGCCAAGCGCCAUUUGGCCACAAGGGGGCAGAACAUCUUUUUUGACGGAAAUUGUCGUGACUAUGUAAUGUUCCUGUUUGACCACUGUGGGCUGCUGUAGACCGCCACAGUGAUACAUGUAAAAAGUGUCGAUAUUCCCUCCUGCUAAUGUUUUAUUUGAAAGCCAUCCAGUGCUGACUAAAAGGCUGCUCACUAAAAGGUUCAAGAAUCGCCUUCAUAACACAAGUGCCUUCCUUCCUUCUUGUUCUCCUGCCAUUUUCCUCUCACGCAGUGCAGCAACAUAACAUCUUUUUACAAAUACGUUCUUCAGCCUUAAAGGAGUCGCCCUCACUCACUGUUUAUUUCCGUUUGCUUUGUGCUUUCUCGGUGGCUGCUGUUUGUCAUUUGUACUUUUGUGUGCCUAGAAAGUGUCCAAGUAAACGUAUCCGUUGUACAGUUCCUCGUGUAGGCGACAGGUGGCAGUGUAAGAAUUAGUUGAAGGUUUGAUGGCUUCGUACUGCUCCACUGACGUUGUUGGUUUUUUGUUUUUUUUUUUACAAUGAUCUCAAUUAGUCUUGAUUGUUCAACUAAACUUAUUAGCAUCAUUACUGUCUUUAACACAAACAAAAUAAACAUUUAUUUCAUCAAA
Molecule: messenger RNA, 1735 nt
Organism: Dunckerocampus dactyliophorus (ringed pipefish)
Lineage: Eukaryota; Metazoa; Chordata; Actinopteri; Syngnathiformes; Syngnathidae
Gene: adisspb
Product: adipose secreted signaling protein
Exons: 5
Coding region: 411-1025 (204 amino acids)
Source: RefSeq, a predicted model, not a curated record